GACGGAGCAGGAGGAGCUGAGGCGGUGCCGCUCGCCCUUCCUCCUCCUCCUCCUCCUCCUCCUCCUCCGCGCCCCGCCGGACGGUGACAGAGCGGCGGAGCCCGCCGCCAGCGCCGCUGCCGGGGCCAGUCAGCCGCUGCCAGGUCCCGGGGGAGCAGCCGGCGCUGCCGCUGGCCAUGGUGGCCCGCCUGCCGCCGGGGGGGCAGGAGCAGGCGCGGCGGCGGCGGCCGCCAUUGCGCGCGGGGGCCGCGGGACUAUGAAGGAUGGAAGCGGACGAGGUGACGAUCCGCGAGCAGAACUUCCACAGCCAAGUGCGGGAGUACACGAUCUGUUUUCUUCUAUUUGCUGUUCUCUACAUAGUUUCCUACUUUAUAAUCACAAGAUACAAAAGGAAAGCAGAUGAGCAAGAGGAUGAAGAUGCUAUUGUUAACAGAAUAUCGCUGUUCUUGAGCACCUUCACUCUAGCAGUUUCAGCUGGUGCAGUCCUGCUUCUACCUUUCUCAAUAAUCAGCAAUGAGAUCCUGCUUUCUUUUCCACAAAACUACUAUAUUCAGUGGUUAAAUGGCUCACUAAUUCAUGGUUUAUGGAAUCUUGCUUCUCUUUUUUCUAAUUUAUGUUUGUUUGUGUUGAUGCCUUUUGCCUUUUUCUUCCUGGAAUCGGAAGGAUUUGCUGGCUUAAAAAAGGGCAUCAGAGCACGCAUUUUGGAAACCCUUGUAAUGCUUAUUCUUCUUGCACUGCUUAUCCUUGGAAUCGUAUGGGUGGCUUCAGCACUCAUAGACAAUGAUGCUGCCAGUAUGGAGUCUUUGUAUGACCUCUGGGAAUUCUACCUCCCAUAUUUAUAUUCCUGUAUAUCACUGAUGGGAUGCUUACUACUUCUGUUAUGCACGCCCGUGGGACUUUCACGGAUGUUUACAGUAAUGGGUCAGUUGCUGGUGAAGCCAACAAUCCUCGAAGACCUAGAUGAGCAGAUGUAUAUCAUCACUUUAGAGGAGGAAGCGAUUCAGAGGCGGCUUAAUGGUACAUCUUCCACGGUGGAAUGCCAGAUGGUAGAGUUGGAACGGGAGCUUGAAAAAGUGAAAAGCAAGAAAACGAAUCUAGAACGGAAGAAAAAAGCUUCUGCUUGGGAAAGGAAUUUAGUGUAUCCAGCUGUUAUGAUAUUGCUACUGAUUGAGACGUCCAUCUCAGUCCUCUUAGUUGCUCUCAACAUUCUUUACCUAUUGGUUGAUGAGACUGCAAUGCCAAAGGGAUCAGGGGGGCCUGGAAUAGGAAAUGCCUCUCUAUCCACCUUUGGUUUUGUGGGAGCAGCACUUGAAAUCAUUCUGAUUUUCUAUCUUAUGGUAUCCUCUGUCGUCGGCUUCUACAGUCUUCGGUUUUUUGAAAAUUUCACUCCCAGGAAGGAUGACACAACUAUGACAAAGAUCAUUGGAAACUGUGUCUCUAUCUUGGUGCUGAGCUCUGCUUUGCCAGUGAUGUCAAGAACACUGGGAAUCACCAGAUUUGAUCUGCUUGGAGACUUUGGAAGGUUUAACUGGCUGGGAAACUUCUAUAUUGUAUUAUCUUAUAACUUGCUCUUUGCUAUCAUGACAACGUUGUGUCUGGUCAGAAAGUUCACUUCUGCUGUGCGAGAAGAGCUCCUGAAGGCAUUAGGAUUAGAUAAACUUCAUCUGUCAAACAAUCCAAGAGACUCAGAGACAAAGCCGUCUGCGAAUGGGCAUCAGAAAACACUGUGAUUAACAAUCACCUGCAAUCAACAGAGCUGAAAACAUCAACCUCAUGGCAUUCCUGUCAUCUCAUCAGCAUUUUUAUAUUGAUUUCAUUUGUUGAUAAUUUGGGUCCAACCUUGUCUCAUUUUUUUUGAUGCUGUGUGCUUCUGAGGAAGUUACGUGUAUCAGAUUCUUCUCUUUCCAGUGAACUUUCGGUCUGCUUGUUUAUUUCCCAGUAAGUUAAUGCAGGAGGUGCCUUGAAGACUGGAAGCUGAAGAGAAUAAUGCAUUCCUUUUUAUUUGUUGAAAGCCUCACAUUCUUAGAUAUAACCCUGCUGCCAUUUGAAUGCACAGUACCUCCUGUGUUGUACAGACACAGCUAUAAAAGAUAACUUUGGGACUUGGUUUAAAAAAAAAAAAAAAAAAGAUACACUUGAAGCCCAAUAUGACCCUUACUGGAAAUGUAAAAUACCUGGAGUAGGUAUCCUUGACAGUAGAUAAACACUUCCACUAAGAACAUGUUAAAAAAAAAAAUCGCAGUUCCUUCCAUGCUGGAGCAGUAGGCUCUUCAUAGUCUAACGUCACAGAGCUUUCUUAGAAGGCCAGCGGUCACAGCUUUCUGCUCUUAGCUGUACAUGCCAGGUUGCUUCUCUGGUAGUCAGUGUCUUACUGAAUAGUGAAGUACAAGAUGAAGAUUAACUUCAGUGUUAAAUCUGAGCCUAGUAUGCUUUGUAAAAAGCUGUGUAGACCCCUUGGCACAGCUCUUACAGUUCUGUAAGCUAUUGUGCCACGGAGGUCACUUACCCUACCGAGUACCCCUGUAAAAUUCUUGAUGAACUACUGUGUAUAAGCAGUACUUGUAAUCAAUGCAAGUAGCACAGGCCGAGGAGGCCGCAACUGCAGUUUUUUACAAUCUUUAAUUUGAAUUAAAUUAUUUCUCUGAAUUUAUACUAUAGUUACCAGGAUUUCUGUUCAGUGGCAUAAUCCAGUAUCUUUCACUAGCCCGUUUUUUAAUGUACACAUGAACAUGUAUAUAGGCCUGUAUGUGUAGAUAUCUUAAAUUAAAUUCUAAGCUUAUAGAGAUGACGUAGGUGUCUUGGUAAGUAAAACUUGUGUUCAGUCUUGGUAGUAUGAAUUUCUGUGUUACAGUUUAACUGCUCAGAGGCCUUAGAUUCAGGAUGGCAUUGGUGGGUGGCAAUUUCCUUUUUCGUAGCAUUACUUCAGCCUUAGGAGUCCUUUAAAAAGUUUAUAGUAAAGAAAAACCCCCGUCAACCAAAACCCAAGUGUGUGUUCAAAAUCUGGUUGCGCUUUCAUUCUGCUCUGCCACAAUUAAUCUUCAAACAGGUUGGAGAGGGGACACCUUCCGUGUGCCUGUUACGGAGCGAGUCAGAUAAUGUUCCUGUGUAUUUCCCAUUUCUGUAAAACAACAAGUGUGUCUGUAGUUUGAAGUCUCACAGGCAAUCAAGAGGUGACAACUAGCUUUCCAGUGUGGUUCCAAAAAAACCCCAAACAAACCACACCUUGUGUCAAACACCCUUUGGCUGUUCGGAGGUGGCUGGUCUGGGCUGUGGGUGUGUGAGCCCCCCAGCCCUGCUCCGGGUGCUUCAGCGAUCAAGCUCCAGUAGAUGUGAGGAUUUCUCAGUUUUUUUGCAGUUGCCUUUUUCUGACUUGAACUGGGGCAUAAUGUAAAUAUUGCUGUGGUAAAUAUGAUGCUAGAGAGUUACUUUUUUUUUUUUUUUGUGGUUGCUUUAAAUUCAAGGCUUAUUAAAAUGACUAUUGAUGUGUUGUAGAGUCUUGGAAGACAAAGUAAAAUUGCUUGAUUUCACUAAGAUUCACAAGCAUCUUUUCUGUUGUUUGAGUUCAAUGCUGACGUUUGAGUGAGAAAUCUUUAUGCAAGUCAAAGUCCUGUAAACAAGAACAGGGAGCUGUAACGAAAAGUUAUUUUAAAAUGUGUUUACAUUUAAAAUAUUGGAAGAUUUACUAUUAGGAGCGUCAUUCAGGUAUUCUCAGAGCUUGUAGCCUUAUGUAUUAGCGUUAUAGUUAAAAAUAACGGAAAUGUAUCCACUUGUCCAUGCAAGUGAUUGUGUGACCAAAAUUGUCCUGGUGUCUUUAAUGGGGCUGGUGACUUGUGUGUGAGUCUAGGUAGCUUUAUUCAAAUAUUUCUAUUACAACUUAAAGACAGUUAUUUAAAUACAGUCUGAAACUGAAUAAAUGAAUUUAAGGAAUAAAUGUAGGGAGUGUGAACCAGCAUAGGUCUUGGCUCUUCGUGUUUUUGGAGAGAUGUUUGUCCUGGCAUCAGUGACCCAAGAACACAGAAGAAGAUGGGAUUACAAUGUGUAUGUGGUUUCUGAAAGUGAGUCAGGCAAUUACUUCAAUUGAGCAGAGACAGUCCCUGCUGACAAGCAUACGAGUUUCAGGCAAGACUGUAAAACUCUCCUUCAAAAUGAAUGUUACAGCCUUGCCUGCUCCCACCCCUUCUGCGGGGUUCCACCAUCUGAGCAGCUGUGUGGGCUCAGGCUGCGUUAGGGAAGAGUUUACACCGAGCUGUGGAGGGUGGUUAAGGUGCUGUGUGGUUUCCAAGGUGGAUGAGAAAUUCAGAACUACCCUGCGCAACUACUGACAGUGUUUUGUUCUGUCCACAUUAAAACAUGCCUUUGGCUUUGAAAUGACAUGCUUGUGCAAAACUUCUUUACAGAUACAAUGCUACCCCAUAUACUUUGUGUAAGAUACAGGUCACUAUAUACUUUUAACAGAAGCAUAUGGUCACUUAAAUACAAGCAACUGGUAAUUCAUUAAUGGAUAUUGACGAUACAUUCCUAGUAUUUUGACUCAUGUAGAGUCAGGUGGUCUAUACCUUCAAGGUAUAUACAGCUGAUCUUAGUAACAUUAACAUCUGCCUCACUUCUCAGGAGGCAAAAAGCACAUAAAUGCUUCCAUCUUCAACUAGAUACCACACAAGACCAAAAAGUAGAUGUAAACUAAGUGUUUUAAGUUAGCUGUUUCUCAGCUUUAUUCUGUGUUGGUAGCACAAUAUUAAAUGCAGUGGCAGAACUGUAAUCUUGCGGGUUUUCUAAGUGUAAAGCACACAUGCUUAUCCCUUUAAGCUAAAAAGUAAUAGUAUUGGUUACUGUACAGUUUUUGCAUUCAUAGGAAGCUUUGUUUACUGUCUGUAAUGUAAUGUUUAUCUUUGGUCUUGCUCCUCCACUGCCUUUUACCCUGUUGACUGUUUUUGCGUCAUGGAAAUUAAAAAGAUUUGUCAGUUGUUUUCCUUGCCUGGCUCCAAAGUACCACCUUGAGUAGCAGGGAGGCGCAGCAGUGUGCUGCCAUCAGGCCUGUGCAGACAGGAGCUUGUGCAGCCGUGCUUAAUGGGAUGGGCACGCGAGUGGAUGCUGCAGGGUGACACUUUCUCCAGUGUGUCACCAGGAGCGGUCAGUGGGAAGGGGGCUGCAGCCCUCGUCUGUCCCACCCUGUGUGUCCUGCUCGCCCCUAUGUCGCUGCAAGCAGCUGAUGCCACGUCAGGUGCUCACAUGUUCCCACUGCUGCGCAGUAAAGACAAGAUGGCCCUCUUCUUAAAGAACUUACAAUCUACUUUAGACAGGAGUAACGCGGAAACAAAGAGCAGUUGGCCUCUUCAUGCGUGUGACUUUUCUUGAAUUUUGUAAGAACAUUCUAGGUUAUUUUCCUUUCUUUUCCUCCUCUUUCAGAAGCGGAUGAGCUCAGGAGGUGUAUGUACAGCAGCUGAGCCUUACACUUAGCUAGCAUCUACAGGUUUGAAGGAAGACAGCUAAAUCCUGUUGGUUUACAUAUACUCUGAUUUUUAAUCUAGGUAAAGUCAUUUAAGCAGACACUAAGGCCACAUUAACAAGCUCUUCAAAAAGAAAUGUGCUUGGUUUUGUUUAAAAAAGUGUUGAUGUGAACUGUGAACCUUUAAAUGCUUUAAGGAAAUAAGAUCCCCUACCCCCUAGUGUUAAUAUUUGUGUUGGUUUUUUAUUUUAGUGCUGACUUGAGACAAUAUUGUGUACACUAACUUCCCUCCCCAGCCUGUGUGUUUCAGGAGCUGAAACCUAGAGCUCCUGAAUAUUGAAUUUACUAUUGGUAAACUGGCAAGUUAUUUCAGUUGCACUAACAGCAUUUGAACUUCCAAAAAUGCCGUUUUUGAGUCCAUCCUGUUCAGGGAGAGCAAUCUCUCCCUGUCACUAGCUGUCACCCAGGUGGUGAGACCCUCUGCCACCUUUUUCUGCUUUGCCCCGUCCCCUCACCUCAGGCAAAGAGUCUCUGGUGCUGCCAUAAGAAGUUGUGAUGCUCCUUUUCUGUUCAUGGCGUGAGGAGGUCAGCCUGUGGUCUGUCCGCCUGCUGCACGCAGUUGUAGUUGCUGAAUUGGGUUACUUCUGGUUGGGAUGGCAGGCUCCUGGGGUUUCCAGGGGAUAGCUGUGCAGGUUCUUGAACUGUUGCUUUUCACUUUGGGCUCUGUUUUGUUGGGACUAAAGUAAUUCAGGAUUUGCUGGGGGUACGUUUUUGUGCAGCCCGUUCGGUGUUUGGCUUGUUGCUGUUUCAAGAAUGCUGUGUCAUUCUGACUGGAACUGUUGUUCCCCCAGACCACAUCCAAAGAGGAUCUCCUACAAGUUUCAUUUUAACCAUUAAAACCUGACAAUAUCGGUCAGAAUUUUAGGAAGCAGAGCACAUCUAAAUGUGACUUCCAGAAUCCCCACUGUGCCCAGUAACUGGGAAGGGGAGAAAUGACAUGGAGCUCACCUGUGUAGACAGGCUGUUUUUGAGUCUUUUUCUAGUCAAUCUUCGAAAGUCCAUGUUACUAAAAAUACAUUUUAAAAUCCUUAACUUCAUGAAAGUCGGGGGUGAUGAAACUUUUUUCUAAAUCAGGCCUUAACUCUUGACAACAUCUAAGAUCUCUGCUUGCUUUCCUUCUUUGUGUUUUCAAGUCAUAAUCUUAUUCGGUGGCGUUGCUGUUAACAGAUACUCUUCUUGAUGUAGACAAAAUGUGAAAUAACAGAACAAGAAGAAUCUACGUAGAUCUAAUGUUUGAUCUAUAAGCAUACCAGAAGGAAACUUAAAUGGGAAGUUUUUUUUUGAAAUGUGUCACAACUGAAGCACCUAAAACUCUUCUCUCAAAGAGAAGAAACACAUGUAUUGUUAGUAUAUGUGAGUUAAUUGUAUGUUCUCUAAAUAUGCCAGUAAUUCACUAACACUGAAAAGAACUUCAUAAAUUCUUAAAAUCUGUUUUGUAAUUCACAGUGCAACAGUAUCCUUGACUUCACAUUUACAGAAGCCUGUGAACUUUUGAAGAUAGUUUUGUCUCGGCAACAGAAAACCUGAGGAUGCUUGCUAGUUCUGUGUUAAUUACUGUAUUUUUCUAAGUAACUUUUUCAGUUUCAUUUAUUGCUGGUAGAUUGGGUUUUUUUUUGUUAACAUACAUAGCAUUACAUGUUUUGACAAGUCUAGAAGGUGACUCCAGACAGUCAAAGGGAUAGUGUCAGAAAUAUCCUGCAAAUGUUGGCAAUCCUGACAUACCCAAUUCCAGACUAUUUAAAAGCUGUGUCUGUAGGAAGGCCUCACGUAAACUUAGAGAUUAGGAAAUCCCAGUUCUUAAAGGCUGUAGGUAUCUGGCAAUUCAUUUGUACCUACCACUUUGGGAUAUUGCUUCUGAAUUGCUUCUGUAUGUUUGUUGUACGUGAACCUCAAGCGUUGCUGCUGCUUCUGCCCCCCCCCUUCCUUUCCAUUAAGCUGGGGUAGUCUGCACCACUGGAUGAAGCUCCUUCUACGAACAGUGUUUUGUUUUGCAUUCUUCAGAUACUCUGUGCUUCCAUAGGUACCAGCUAUUGAAGUAUGAGGGCACUGGCUUUGAUUUUAAUAUAUUUCUUUUCCCACAGAAUCUAUAAAGAGACAUUCCCUAGUUAGAAAUGUUCUUCCAUUAUGAAAAUUAUUUAUUCAUUUAUACUUGAUCUGUUUUUUACCACUGGAUUCCAUUAAAACAAUUCUGACAUUAGGGUGGGUCCUUUAACAUAUUGCCAAGAGCUCAUGUAAGUCUGAAGUAGGAGCAAGGUGAAAAUGGUUUAGCCAUUGCAUAUGUAUGUGCUUGUAACUCUCAGUAGCAUAAGGCAACCGGCUUACUCCUCAGUGAGAGAGUAACGUGCUUGUACAGCCAGUGUGAGCUGGUGGUGAUGCCAGUUACUCUGGAGUAGCUGAUGUUCUGUGGACCUGCCCUUUGGUUAUCUUCCUUGUAACUUGUAGAGCAAGGCCACAGCUGCUGAUUUGUCUUGCUGUCGUACUCUGUUGGAGAUUGAGAUGCGUCAUCCCGGUGUGUAACUCUCAUGUUUUGGUCAGUCAGACUUUGCAGGGUGCCAAGGUAAGGGCCCUGGUGUGUUUUCUGUACCUUUGUAUUUCAUGUGUAUGGGCAUGUUCUGCGCCUUCUCUCUCUAUGUAGAACAAUCAUUCAGAAGGGUGGCACGGUGGUGGUACUGAAUUGUGAAUAUGAUGGAUGUGUUCAAAUGCUGAAGGAGAAAAUUAGCUGGUGCAUGACCUGUCUUUCCCCCCUAGCUACAAGUUUUCCUAGUUUGGGCCAAAAUACUUCAGAUUCACACAAUCUGUGCAAGUAGCUUUCUCCUCCCUGGCUUUAUAUGACAAAACAAAGUUGAGCUACUUCUCAUUUUUUAAAGAUAGGUUUCCAAGUAUUUUUGUGUUAUGUGGCUUGACUUCUAUUCCUUUAAAAACAAAUGGAUAGAAAAUGAAGGUAUGUUUGGGUCAUGGAUUUGAAACCUUAAAAGUGUAUGAAACAUGUGCUGUGUACGCACCCCCCCCACCCCCACCCUAGAUUUCCUUUGCUUUCCUGUAGGGUUACGACCCGAGCCCUGCAUUACCUCAAUCGAAAUGCACAUUGUUCGUGUCCUCACGAAGCUCUGUCUCUGAAACCCCCGCUGAGGAGACUACGAACGUUCUCGGGGUGCUGCUGACCAUCUCGUCACGUGGGAUGGGCUUCACAUGGACUUGGGUGAUGUAGCCAUAAAAACCCAGUUCUGAACUGGUGUUUCUAUGGAUUUUGCUAUUGCUGGCACUGUUAAUGACAGCAGCAGGUAGCUUGUGUCAUGCACUUUCACAUUUCUCACUACCGGUUAAGAUUCCAGUUUACAAAACAAAACAAAAAAAUUAUGCACAAUCUUAACUGCAUGAGAGGCUGAGAGAUGCUAAAUGGAAUCUGCGCUCCCCUCUUGGUCCUAUUUGCACUUCAGGCUUUGUAAACUCUGCAUUCUUGAGCAACUGAUGUUCCUUUCACAUGGGUGUGUCUUUGACCAAGGUAAAACAUAGCUGAAAAAUUACGCUUUUAGCGUUACUUAAUCAGAGCAAUUCUCUGUAUCUGUACCUUCUCCCCACCAAAUCCUUCCUGGCUUAUUUUAGGUCACCCGAAAAUAUGUUUUAUAAUGUUCUCCAUUGUGGAUACUUUGCUGUGUUACAAACAAAUGAAAGUAUUGCCACCUUAGGUUGAAUUUUUUGUGAAAAGCAGUGGUAACGUGGCUUUUUUUCUCCUUUGUUUGAACUGUUACACUGAAUGUUUUGUAGGAUUUUUUUUUUUUUUUUUUACUGUGUUUUCAAUAAAGUUGAAGUCUGAUUCAUA
Falco peregrinus (peregrine falcon) is the source of this 9326-nucleotide messenger RNA. It is a transcript of the gene LMBR1, whose product is annotated as limb development membrane protein 1. The transcript is spliced from 17 exons. The record is from RefSeq and is a predicted model, not a curated record. Gene Ontology annotation, biological process: signal transduction. Gene Ontology annotation, molecular function: transmembrane signaling receptor activity. The coding region runs from base 264 to 1730 and encodes 488 amino acids. NCBI's taxonomy places the organism in Eukaryota, Metazoa, Chordata, Aves, Falconiformes, Falconidae.